AUGUCCUACCAAAAAGGUAUCGCCCCUGUCUACAGUGCACCUAUCUUGGCCCCAGCAAUUUCCACCGCUAAUGUAUACAAAGCCGCUCCAAUUCCUAUUAUAAAGAGCGUAGAAGUCGCUCCUAUCAUCAGCGCGCCAAUCAUUAAAACCGUGCCAAUAUCUAGCUACAGUCUCGGAGGACUCGAAGGCUACGGACUUGGAGGCUAUGGACUCUUGGGAGGCUAUGGAGGUUACGGUCUAGGCUAUGGCAAAGGUCUUGGUUAUGGUUAUGGACUCGGCUUAGGCAAACACUAG
Messenger RNA from Vanessa tameamea, 294 nucleotides. Its product is annotated as glycine-rich protein-like. The record is from RefSeq and is a predicted model, not a curated record. NCBI's taxonomy places the organism in Eukaryota, Metazoa, Arthropoda, Insecta, Lepidoptera, Nymphalidae. The coding region runs from base 1 to 294 and encodes 97 amino acids. The transcript has 2 exons.